AUCGAGGCAGACCAUAAAGAAGAAGAAAGAUGGCGGAUGACUACGAAAACGUGGAGAAGACCGUUGGGAAGAGGAAAAAGGGUAGCAUGAAAAAUAAAAGGAGUUGGAGAAAAAAGACAGAUAUAGCAGAUGUUGAAGACCAUUUAGAUGAUCUGAGAAGACAAGAAAGAACUGGAGGUAUUGUUUCUGAGAAACCAAAUGAAGAUCUUUUCUUCAUUGAAAAAGAUGGAAAGGUAGAAAAUGAUAAUGCUGCAAAGACUAACAGGGACAAAAAAGUGAAAGAUUCAAAUAAACUAGCACAGUCUUCAGAUGAAGAAGAGUUUGUUCCUAAAAAAGUAAGAAUACUGAGAAAGAGGGCAUUUAAAAAGGAAAAAGAAAGAAAGUUACUUGAAAAGAUGACCAAAACUACAAAUGACCUCUGGGUUAUGUCAGCACCUGUUAAAGAGAAUAGCUGGAUUGAUGUCACCAAGAAAGCACCACCUAAAAAGCCCAAAACAAUUGGUGCAAAGCCCUCUUCCUUGAAACCUGUUCAAAUUUGCCAUCCUGGAGCAUCAUACAACCCUGAAUAUGAUGACCAUCAGAAAAUACUAAGCCGCGCACUAGAAAAAGAACAGGCGUUUUUAAAGAAUUCAGAAAAGCUUCAAAAUAAAUUAAAGUUUCUCACAGAAGAAGAAUUCAAGAAAAAGCCUGGAUGGUUUCAAGAAAUGAGUGAAGGAUUGGUACCAAGUAAAGGCAGCGAAGCUACAGAGGAUUCGCAACCUGGAGUUGAGGAUAUUGAUAUAUUACCUAAGACAGUGAAUCCAGAUGACAGGAAAACAAGGAAACAACGAAGAAAGGAGCUGGAUCGUCGGAAGGAGGACAAGUUAAAGGAAGAGGAAAGGUCAAGAAAACUUCGUUCAAACGAUAUCUACAGAUUGAGGUCUUUGAAAAAGGAGCUCAGAGAAGAUGAAGGUAAAAGAACAGAAAAACAAACAUUGAAGAGAAAGCUAAUGCUGCGAAAGUCAAUCCAGCCGAAAAGGCUCGGGAAACUCAAAUACAGAGAACCGAAAAUCGAUUUUCAACUCAGUGAAGAAUUGUCAGGCUCUUUUCGAGGACUUCGGCCAGAAGGAGAUCCAAUCAUUGACAGAAUGAAGAGCUUUGAAACGCGCUCUCUAAUUGAGCCUCGGAGAAAAGUGAUACCUCACCGGAAAUUCAAAAUCAAGUAUGUCGAGAAGCGUUCAUACAAGCAGCCGACAGUCAAAGACUUCAUUAAAGCAACCUAAUAAUCUGAAAUGCACACCAUCAAUGCAGCCCGGACUGAGCUUUUCCCAGCCAGAUGUUAAUUCGCAUCCAGAUGAAACAAACCUCCGGGGCAACAAAUUUUUGUGGAUGACCAAAGAUUUUGAAAUUGAAGAUAACAAGUGGACUCUAGAAUGUCUCAAUCCACUUCUCCACUUUUAAUCUGUAUCCACUUUUAGUCAUAUUUGUCAGUAUAACUCUCCCUUUGGUACAUGAUAUUAGAGCCAGACGUCUGGCUAGUUCCCAUCUUUAUAGACAUCCAGAAAGUACGUACACCCGAAAACCAUGAUUUCAAAAUCCCCAUCUCCUUCUUCAAUCAUGAUCACCGUCUUCCUGUAACAGGAUACUUGACGUCUCCUGCCUUCGAUUUUAAGAAAGUACAACGUCAAAAGAUGCUGUAUGAAGCCUUCUGGUUGAAAAUUUAGGAAUUUGUAUCACAUGUUUGAUAAUUUUUAGAAGGCAUGUGCGUUUUCCUGGAACCUUCUGUCCUCCUCCUACUCUGUACGAGAUCCUAUGCUUUCGUCUUUAGACUUUCCUUAUGUACUUCAUUGAUGCCCCUUAAUAGUGGAAUUCAUAAUGUUAUUACUGAUUUUACACUGAUGCAGUAAAUCACAUUUAAGUCAUACUAUACAGUAAAUAUACUAUACAGUAAAUCAACGCUUAGAAGAAUCUGUUUUCAUAGUCAGACUGUUCUAGGUUUUUUUCAAGGGCGUAUGAUGAGUUCUGGGUCAAAGGUUCUUUUUCCAAGUGGUUUGUUCCUUGAAUUUCGAACCAAAAUAUCAUUUUUAGAAAUUAUUUUUAUAAAAAUUUAGAAUUCAAAUUUUUAUCUGAUGCACGGAAUUUUUAAAAUGAACAGUUAACUAGACACAGAAUUUGUCGCUUAAAAUUAACUAGACUCAGUCUGCAAUUACAAAUGAUCCUUUAAUGUAACCUGCAAACUUUCACGAAGGUGCUUGUAAUAUCAAAAACCUUACAUAUUUCUGGGCCUAAAAAGUUACUUUUAUGCAAUGUACUUAAUCGAAGAGAGGCAGAGUCAAUGUUCUUAUUUUCUAAAGUUCCUCGUGGCGGGGGUUCACUGUGUAAUAAGCAAUCUACAACACUGUGUCGAAAAACUGAUUUGUCGAGAAGUAAGCUAUUAGAAAUUUGUUGGUAUUUUAAAGGGCAUAGAAAUUUGUCCAGAAAAAAUGUGAACAAUAUUCCUUUUGACAAUCUGUCAUUCUUUGUAUUGCAGUAUGAAAUUUAAAAAAAAUGUUUGAAAGUUUUAAAUUUCUCUUCUAGUAAACUUGGAAUAUUUGCCUAACUAACCAUUGCAAGUAGCACCUAGAAGAUGAUCACUCGUCAUAGCUGUGAGCACUUUGAUAAUAAGCCUGUAUCCCCAGUUGUCAGUUGGAUGUCACAAGCCAGAAAUGGGCCUAGAAUAUCAAAGCUACUUUUUGUUUAUUCUACCUGCUCGCUGUUUUCGUAGCGUAUUCUUCAAGAAAUAACCGUUCAUAAAGUUGUAUGUUACAAUUAGAUUGUUGUAAUCACAAAGUUAUGGAAGAUGCACUGGGAAGGUGACAUUCACGCCCAUUUCUGUUAUAAAAAGCUGGCAGUCAUAUGGCCCUCCAAAAAUGUUGAUGUCUUUGUUAUAGAGAAAGAAAUGUGGAACUAGUUUUUGAACCAUUUUAAAGUAGGUCUGUUA
Messenger RNA from Rhopilema esculentum, 2959 nucleotides. Its product is annotated as ribosome biogenesis protein NOP53. Gene Ontology annotation, molecular function: 5S rRNA binding. Lineage: Eukaryota; Metazoa; Cnidaria; Scyphozoa; Rhizostomeae; Rhizostomatidae. The record is from RefSeq and is a predicted model, not a curated record. Gene Ontology annotation, cellular component: nucleolus. Gene Ontology annotation, biological process: rRNA processing; ribosomal large subunit assembly.